This is a messenger RNA of Penicillium hordei, 2601 nucleotides long. Its product is annotated as NACHT and WD40 domain protein. Gene Ontology annotation, biological process: negative regulation of transcription by RNA polymerase II. Gene Ontology annotation, cellular component: nucleus; transcription repressor complex. The record is from RefSeq and is a predicted model, not a curated record. Bases 1 to 2601 code for a protein of 866 amino acids. Gene Ontology annotation, molecular function: protein binding. Lineage: Eukaryota; Fungi; Ascomycota; Eurotiomycetes; Eurotiales; Aspergillaceae. The transcript is spliced from 4 exons.
AUGGGUUCAACCGCAUCAUUCCGUGGCUCUAAUUAUGGAUCACAGAUAGGGGCCAACUACGGUUCGGUCACGAACGAGUUUCAUCUGCCAUGGAAUCUUGACGACAAGUUAUCCCCUGUGCCUGGGGCUGCGUUCGAUUCAUACGUAGAUCAGCAUGAAGAUCGAUGUCUUCCCGGCACAAGAACCGAUCUCCUCUCACAGAUCAGCGAAUGGGCUGCGUCACCACAGGCCAGAUGCAUAUUCUGGUUGAGUGGAAUAGCGGGAACAGGAAAAUCGACCAUCUCUCGAACCAUGGCAGAAUCAUUCAGCCUAUCCCAAUCACUAGGAGCAACCUUUUUCUUUAAGAGAGGCGAAGGGGAUCGAGGGAAUGCAAGGAAAUUUUUCCCGACAAUCGCAAGGCAGCUGGCGAUCAAUAUUCCUGAGAUCGCUCCAGUCCUCCAGGAAUCAGUCUGCGAGAACCCAGGUAUCAUAACAAAAACAAUGCGGGAGCAAUUCGAAAAACUCCUUCUUCAGCCACUCCACAGCAUCGAGCGCUCUAAAACCCCUACUCUGGCUAUCGUGAUAGUAAUUGACGCAUUAGAUAAAUGUGAAGGAGAUGGCGAUAUUCGGCUAAUACUCCAACUUCUCCCCCGGCUACAAAAUCUAGCGGCUAGGCGUCUACGAGUUCUCUUAACUAGCAGACCUGAUCUACCGAUUCGUCUUGGGUUUUUGAAGAUUGCCAAUGAUGAUCAUAGUGACUUUGUUCUCCAUGACAUCCCUCUUGAAGUGAUCAAGCAUGAUAUAUCGCUAUUCUUUGAUUACCGAUUAACAGAGAUCAGAACAGAACGCUUCUUACCAUCAAACUGGCCCGGCGACGAAGGUUUACAGAAGCUAGUGGCGUUAUCUAUUCCGUUAUUUAUUUUUGCUGCAACUGUCUGUCGGAUAUUUGAGGAACUUGACUGGGACCCGGUGGACAGUCUUUCUGAGAUCCUAACACGCCAACAUGCCCAAUCAAAGCUGGAUAGUACGUAUCUUCCAGUCCUUGAUCGUCUUCUCGGCAGACAACACGAGAGACAUAAAGAAAAACUGGUUUCCCAGUUCCAGCAAGUAAUCGGAGCCAUCGUGACGCUAGAGAGUCCACUCUCGGUUCCCUCACUUGCAAAGCUUCUGGACCUCCCGGAGCGGCUUGUUCGUCUUCGACUAGACCCACUUCACUCGGUGCUUAGAGUGCCAGAUAACGAAACGCUACCCGUGCGGCUUUUUCACUUGUCAUUUCGAGACUUUCUUCUUGAUCCAGAGACCCGGGAAAAAACCCCUUUAGGGAUAAACGAGACAGAGACGCACUAUAAGUUGGCUAAAAAAUGCCUCCUGAUGUGUCAAAGUCUACGAAAAAAUAUCUGUGGCCUGCCAAGUGAUGGAACCGAACGUACAGAGAUUGAUCGCCAGACUGUCGAUAGCAGUCUUCCUCCGGAGCUACAGUACGCCUGUCGAUACUGGGCAUACCAUAUGGGCAAUGACCCUCCUUCAACAUCGGAUUUUCUUCACGAUGCAAAGCGAUUUAUUCUGAAAAACUACCAGAUUAUUGAUCUAGCGCCCCUUCAAGUUUAUUGUGCAGGCCUUAUAUUUGCACCCCGGACAGCAAUAAUCCGUGCACAGUUCAAACGAGAGAUUCCAACUUCGAUAUGCCAGUUACCACGAGUCGAGGAAAGAUGGGGCCCCGAACUACAGACGCUCGAGGGUCAUUCGGGUUUCGUUGAGUCAGUGGCCUUCUCGCCCGACGGCCGACUACUCGCAUCUGGCUCUGAAGACAAGACAAUACGGCUUUGGAAUCCGGUGACCGGCACGCUCAUCCAGACGCUCGAAGGCCAUUCGGGUUCGGUUCAGUCGGUAUCCUUCUCGCCCGACGGCCGGUUGCUGGCGUCCGGCUCUGGAGAUAGGAUAGUGCGGCUCUGGGGCCCUACGCUCGAAGGCCACUCGAGUUCGGUUCUGUCGGUGACCUUCUCGCCCGAUAGUCGGGUGCUGGCGUCCGGCUCUAGAGAUAAGACAGUACGGCUCUGGGAUCCAGCAACGGGCGUACUCACCCAGACGCUCGAAGGCCACUCGAGUUCGGUUCUGUCGGUGACCUUCUCGCCCGAUGGCCGGCUGCUAGCGUUGGGUUGCUACGAUAAGACCAUACAGCUCUGGGAUCCAGCAACGGGCGUGCUCACCCAGACGCUCGAAGGCCACUCGAGUUCGGUUCUGUCGGUGACCUUCUCGCCCGAUGGCCGGCUGCUGGCCUCCGGCUCCUUCGAUAAGACAGUACGGCUCUGGGACCCGGCGACAGGCGCGCUUAGCCAGACGCUUGAAGGCCAUUCGCGUUCAUUUCAGUCGGUGACCUUCUCGCCCGACGGCCGGCUACUGGCUUCUGGCUCCGAAGGUAGCAUAGUGCGGCUCUGGGAUCUAGCAACGGGCGUGCUCACCCAGACGCUCGAAGGCCACUCGAGUUCAGUUCAGUCGGUGACCUUCUCGCCCGACAGCCGGCUGCUGGCCUCCGGCUCCUACGAUAAGACAAUACGGCUUUGGGAUCCGGCAACGGGUGCGCUCACCCAGAGACUAGAAGGCCAUUCGAGUUCAGUUUGGUAA